Hevea brasiliensis (rubber tree) is the source of this 2222-nucleotide messenger RNA. RefSeq names its product protein IQ-DOMAIN 13-like. The record is from RefSeq and is a predicted model, not a curated record. The transcript is spliced from 6 exons. Bases 480 to 2081 code for a protein of 533 amino acids. Lineage: Eukaryota; Viridiplantae; Streptophyta; Magnoliopsida; Malpighiales; Euphorbiaceae. Gene Ontology annotation, molecular function: protein binding.
AGCCAUUGAGUGAGAAAGUGGCCAUCUCUCUCUAUUUCUUAAUCAUCAUCAUUAGCCCAUAAGAAAAAAAAUUAUAAAUCCAACAAAAGGUGCAAGGUGGUAAAGGAAAGAAAAGUAAAUUCAUACAAGCAAAGCAAGAACCUGAUUCAAAGUUUUCUACAGAGAGAAAGAAACAAAACAAAGAAAGAGAGAGGUUUUGUUUGAAACAAAGAUAAACAAGAAAAAAAGAAUUAUGUGAUAAAAGAUUUCAAAAGAAAAACUGGGAGCAUCUUCUAUAAGAAAGGAGAGGCAGCAUAAAGACAGACUUCUCUGGCUGCUGCUGCUGCUGCAGCUCCUCCUCCUCCUGCCCUUUCCCUUCUUUUGCUUAAUUCCUUCUCCUUAGGUUUCAUUGCAAAAACUGGGCCUUACAUAAGAUAGUAGUUAAUUGUACAGAACAUUUGAGUUUUGACCAUCCAGGUGGAGGCAGUAAUGCUACGAACAUGGGGAAGAAAGGGAGCUGGUUUUCUGCAAUCAAGAAGGUCUUUCUACCCCACUCCAAGGACAAGCUAACCGAUGAAUCAGAUAGGAAAAGCACAAAAGAAAAGAAGAAGAAGAGGGGGCUAGGAAAACUAAAGCGUGCUGAUACAAAUUCAUUCAUUCCCCUGUUUAGAGAACCAAGUAGCAUUGAGAAAAUUUUGGAUGAGGCUGAAAGGGAGCAUAAGUUAAUUUUCAGGCCUCCCACUCCUCCUGAGCAACCAAAAACACCUCCUUUUGUGCCAGCAAGAGUUCCUUCUCCAAGGGUUCCUUCUCAAAGAGUUACCUCCCCAAGAUUUGCUUCUCCUAGAGUUUCUUCCCCCAGAGCUGCAUCUCCAAGGGUUGCUUCCCCAAGGGCAGCUUCUCCUAAGAAUGUUCAACGUCAUAAGGAGACAUACUACAGACCAGAACCUACUCUGAGGAACCAUCAUGCGUCAGCUACCAAGAUCCAAGCAGCCUAUAGAGGCUAUGCUGCAAGAAGGAGCUUUAGAUCACUGAAGGGCCUGGUCAGGCUUCAAGGAGUGGUAAGAGGACAGAGUGUGAAACGGCAGACAAUGAAUGCAAUGAAAUGCAUGCAGCUAUUGGUCCGGGUCCAAUCUCAGAUUCAGUCACGGAGAAUCCAGAUGUUGGAAAACCAAGCACGGCAUCAUGCUCAAUACAGGAAUGAUAAAGAAGUAGAGAGUACCUUGGGCAAAUGGAGCCUGGCUUCUGAGGCAGGUAAUGAAGAUUGGGAUGACAGCUUGCUAACAAAAGAGGAAAUUGAGGCAAGGCUGCAGAGAAAGGUGAAUGCAGCUAUCAAGAGAGAAAGAGCCAUGGCAUAUGCAUAUUCCCACCAGUUAUGGAAAUCAACUCCAAAAUCUGCUCAAUCAACUCUAGCGGACAUUCGAUCCAAUGGGUUUCCAUGGUGGUGGAACUGGUUAGAACGUCAAAUACAUCCAACAAAUCCUCCUGAAAGCCAAGCCAUAAAGAAUUUUCAAUUUACACCGCCAAGGCCACAUUCCGAGAUGAAGCCUAGCCCACGGCCAUCAUCAAGCAACCACAAGCAACAGCAUUUUGGGUUUGAUAGUAUGGACACUCCCACACCAAGAUCCAGUAAAUCAGUUGCAUUUGUGUCGGCGAGACAAGUACGGACUCCUGUACACAGAACUCCACAAGCAAACACCUCAAGCUUGUCAAAAUAUUCAAGAGCAAGAGCUAAUGGAGGUGAAUCCCCAUUCGACUUGCCAUUGAAGGACAAUGACAGCCUCACAAGUUGCCCACCCUUUUCGGUACCAAACUACAUGGUUUCUACAGUUUCAGCCAAAGCUAAAGCAAGAGCUAACAGCAAUCCCAAGGAGGGGUUUCCAGGGACCCCAAGCAGUGAAAAAAGGAGGCUUUCAUUCCCUUUGACACAAGGCGUUGGAUCAUUCAAGUGGAACAAAGGGUCCUCAUUCUCUAACAAGGAUUCAAGUUCUCAAAGGGGUUUAGAUAAACAUGAGUCACUUCAAUCCAUAGGAAAUUUGAGUGUGGAUUCAACCGUCUCUAUGCCUGCCACGGUUGGUAGAAAGCCAUUUAACCGAUUUGUGUGAUUUUACUUUUCAUAAAUUUUUAACAAUUUUUUUUUCAUACUUUUUGGUGUCAUUUGAUUGAGUGUAUGGUGAUAUUUUGAGUCCUAAAAUACUGAUGUAAUAUAAUAAAGCUAAAAAUAGGAAAUUAUGGUUUGAAUGUAA